CUGCGCGCGACUGCUACAAGGCUGACUCGUUACGUCAUACCGCACCAAAAAGAGAACAGCUGGGGGGCUGCUCUGCGGCGUCUUGACAUUUCGAAUCUUCUGGGGAGCGGCUGUGUGGUACGGACUGCUGAAAUAUCGCUUUGUAGAGCAAGCGAAGGACCGCUUUCUACCUUAAUUACUGUUUGACCGAAUUGUCUCUUAAUCGACCAGACGCCAUGGCACCUAAAGGAAAGGGUUCCAAGUACAGAGGGACAGUGGUGGAGUUCCCAGACUUCAACCCCUCCAGUGAUGCAGAGGUGCUGUACAAUGCCAUGAAGGGAUUAGGCAGUGACAAGGAGACCAUUGUAGAACUCAUCACCUCCAGAAGCAAUGCUCAGAGACAGGAGAUCUGCGCAGCAUACAAAUCCCAGUAUGGGAAGGACCUGAUUGGUGACCUAAAGUACGAACUGACUGGAAAGUUUGAGCGCCUGAUUGUCGGAUUGAUGAGACCGACUGCCUAUCACGACGCCAAAGAAAUCAAAGACGCCAUCGAGGGUAUCGGGACAGAUGAGAAGUGCCUAAUUGAAAUCCUGGCCUCCAGGAACAACAAGCAGAUUCAUGACCUGGUGAAUGCAUAUAAAGAUGCAUAUGGUAGAGACCUGGAGGCAGAUAUUGUGUCAGACACCUCCGGCCACUUCAAGAAGAUGUUAGUGGUUUUACUUCAGGGCACUCGUGAGGAGGAUGACGUUGUGAGUGAAGACCUCGUGGAGCAGGAUGCCCAGGACCUGUUCGAUGCUGGUGAGGUGCAGUGGGGCACAGAUGAGGCCAAGUUCAUAACUAUCCUGGGAAACAGGAGCGUCACUCACCUCCAGAUGGUAUUUGACAAGUACGAAAAGAUUGCAAAUAAGGAAAUAGAAGACAGCAUCAGGGGCGAACUGUCUGGGGACUUUGAGAAGCUGAUGCUGGCAGUGGUGCAGUGCAUCAGGAGCGUCCCCAUGUAUUUUGCAAAGCGGCUCUUCAAAGCGAUGAAGGGCUUGGGCACUGCUGAUAACACCCUGAUCCGCAUUAUGGUCUCCCGUGCGGAAAUCGACAUGCUUGAUAUCCGAGAGUUCUUCCGGCUGAGUUAUGAGAAAUCCCUUUAUAACAUGAUCAAGGACGACACUUCUGGAGAGUACAAGAGGAGUUUGCUGAAACUCUGCGGAGGAGAUGAUGACCUUGCUGGCGAGUUCUUCCCUGAAGCAGCGCAGCUAGCCUACAAGAUGUGGGAAGUUAGCUCCAUGGCCCGCGUGGAGCUCAAGGGAACGGUUCAGCCAGCUGCAAACUUCAAUCCAGACAGUGACGCUCAGGCCCUGCGGAAAGCCAUGAAGGGAUUCGGCACUGACGAAGACAUCAUUAUAGACAUAGUCACCCACAGGAGCAACGCACAGAGACAGGAGAUUCUACAGAAAUACAAAUCCCUUCUGGGCAGGGACUUGAUGGCUGACCUUAAAUCCGAACUGUCAGGAAGUUUGUGCAGACUGAUCCUGGGGCUGAUGAUGACUCCAGCCCAGUUCGAUGCUAAAAUGAUGAGGAAAGCCAUGGAGGGCGCUGGCACAGACGAGAAGGCCUUGAUUGAGAUUUUAACUACGAGGAACAACCAGGAGAUCCUGGCUAUGAACGAGGCUUACAAGGAGGCCUACCACAAGAACCUGGAGGACUCCCUCACCUCAGACACCUCAGGCCACUUCUGCAGGGUGCUGGUCUCACUGGUGCAGGGUAGUCGAGAGGAGGGGCCCGCUGAUCUUGCAAGAGCCCAGGAGGAUGCCAAGAUUGUAAGUGAAGCAUUGGAACUGGGUGAUGCAGUCAACGAUGAGUCCACUUCCAUGGAAACCAAGUUCCUGAGUAUCCUGUGUACCAGGAGCUACCCCCACCUCCGCAAAGUGUUCCAGGAGUUUGUAACUUGCACCAACAAGGAUGUGGAGCAGGUCAUCAGGAAGGAGAUAUCCGGCGAUCUGAAGACAGCGCUCAUUGCUAUCGUCCGAAGCAUUAAGAACAAGCCUUCCUACUUUGCUGACCGACUCUACAAGUCUAUGAAGGGACUAGGCACGGACGACCGCACCCUCAUCAGAGUCCUGGUAUCCCGAAGCGAGAUCGACCUGUUCAACAUCCGACGAGAAUACAAAGAGCUGCACGAUGUGUCCCUGCACGAGAGCAUCAAGGUCGAAGCGCUCUGUGGUGAUACGUCAGGUGACUAUCGCAAGGCCUUGCUGACUCUCUGCGGUGGAGAGGAUUAAAACCAAGAGAGCAGAACCCUUUGAUAACCUAGAAUAUCAUUAGAGUUGUGCACCAAUUCCCCUUUACUUUACAGUAAACCAUGAAGGAACUGCAAGAUGCACCCACAAGCUGUGUAGCUGGGAAUUCUCAGCAAAAUCAUCUUAGAGUUUAUACAUAUUUGGUGGAAAUCUGUAAAUUACAAUUUUCAGGAUAAUAAUAAUAAUAAUCAUCUUUUUUAUGUUGAUCUAUAAAGAUACACAUGAGAUAAACUUAUUAUGGCUUUUUACUAGCUUCAGUGCUUUGCCAAAAAACAACACUUGCCUUACACUCAUGCUGCCUCUGUGCUAGAUACCAGCUAGUUUUCUGUACCUCAAAGUGAAAUGCAUAUGAAAAAGGCAGACCUUAUUCUUGGUAUAAAUCUAUACUUUGCUGCAAUGCUGUGAAGUUUAAAGAGUUUAAAGACAAGCUUCCCGUGGCUGUAUUACAACAUGAAUGAUUAUUGUGAACAUUUUCACAUUUCUGUUAUUUCACAGAAACCUACACUGAUAAUGUGCAAUUUUAAAGUGUUCAACUAAAUGGUGAAGUUAAAAAAAAAAAAUCUUUUUUUUGUG
Messenger RNA from Acipenser ruthenus (sterlet), 2843 nucleotides. Its product is annotated as annexin A6-like. The transcript is spliced from 26 exons. Gene Ontology annotation, molecular function: calcium ion binding; phosphatidylserine binding; GTP binding. The coding region runs from base 216 to 2252 and encodes 678 amino acids. Gene Ontology annotation, cellular component: focal adhesion; cytoplasm. Gene Ontology annotation, biological process: mitochondrial calcium ion homeostasis; neural crest cell migration; plasma membrane repair. The record is from RefSeq and is a predicted model, not a curated record. NCBI's taxonomy places the organism in Eukaryota, Metazoa, Chordata, Actinopteri, Acipenseriformes, Acipenseridae.